AGGUGGCGUCUUGGAACAGGGCUAGGAGUUUUGAACUCUUCGCGCCUGAGUCAUGGCGACAUUGAGUGUCAAGCCAAGUCAGCGCUACCAGCUGCCUGACUGGCGCAUCAACAGCUACCUGUUGUCCACCAAUGCCGAGCGGCAGAGAGAUGCUUCCCAUCAGAUCCGCCAGGAGGCCCGGGUCCUCCGCAAUGAAACCAACAAUCAGACCAUUUGGGAUGAACAUGACACUAAGACUCGACUGGCAGAGAGGAUUGACACCAUCAACCGGUGGAAGGAAAUGCUGGACAAGUGUCUGACAGACUUAGAUGCUGAGAUUGACUGCCUGGCACAGAUGAAGGAAUCAGCAGAGCAAAACCUGCAGGCCAAGAACCUGCCUCUGGACGUGGCCAUUGAAUGUCUGACCCUGCGGGAGAGUCGGCGAGACAUUGAUGUGGUAAAGGACCCUGUGGAGGAUGAGCUGCUUAAAGAGGUGGAGGUCAUCGAAGCCACCAGGAAGGUCUUGCAAGAGAAGAUUAGCCAGGCCUUCGAGCAGCUCUGCCUCCUGCAAGAAGUCCGGCAGCAGCUCAACUCUGACCACCGAGGCAAAAUGGAGACACUGGAUAUCGACAGAGGCUGUCUCUCUCUCGACCUCACAUCCCCAAACAUCUCUCUGAAGAUCAACCCCACACGUGUCCCCAGUGGCUCCACCACACUUAAGGAGUGGGAUGACUUCAGUCAGUUCAACAAGAACCACGCAGAGGCUGAGAUAAAAGCCGCCAUGGAGCUGAGGGAGACUAUCACCCUAACUAUUGCUCAGACCAACAAUGAACUCGAAUCCCAGAGGGUUGCAACAGAAUUUGCCUUCAGGAAGCGGCUGCGGGAGAUGGAGAGCGUGUACAGCGAGCUCAAGUGGCAAGAGAAGAACACCUUGGAGGAAAUUGCAGAGCUGCAGGAGGACAUCCGGCACCUGGAGGAGGAUCUGCGCAGAAAGAUAAUGAACCUGAAGCUGGCCCAUACCCGCCUGGAGUCCAGAACCUACCGGCCCAAUGUGGAACUCUGCAGGGACCAGGCACAGUAUGGGCUCACUGAUGAAGUCCACCAGCUAGAGGCAACCAUCACCAUCCUGAAGCAGAAGCUGGCCCAAACACAGGACGCUCUGGAUGCCCUGUACAAGCACCUGGCCCGGCUGCAGGCUGCCAUCGCCUGCAAGGCCAACUCCAUGCUCUUAGACAAAAAGUGCAUGGACACACGACGGAAGCUGACUGUGCCAGCAGAGAAGUUUGUGCCCCAGGUGGACACCUUCACCCGCACCUCAAACCGUCCCCUCAGUCCACUCACAACCUGCCAGCUGGAGCGAGCCUAAUGUGAGGGGGUGGGGGCUGAAGGAAACAGAGAAGGUUGGGUGGGAAACAGAAGUGGGGGAAAGAGUGAACCUAAUAAAUACACAUGGAGGUUCUCA
Castor canadensis (American beaver) is the source of this 1441-nucleotide messenger RNA. RefSeq names its product tektin 2 (gene Tekt2). The record is from RefSeq and is a predicted model, not a curated record. Gene Ontology annotation, biological process: cilium assembly; cilium movement involved in cell motility. NCBI's taxonomy places the organism in Eukaryota, Metazoa, Chordata, Mammalia, Rodentia, Castoridae. Gene Ontology annotation, cellular component: microtubule cytoskeleton; nucleus.